This is a messenger RNA of Aspergillus sclerotioniger CBS 115572, 2149 nucleotides long. RefSeq lists its product as uncharacterized. The transcript has 3 exons. Gene Ontology annotation, molecular function: protein binding. The record is from RefSeq and is a predicted model, not a curated record. NCBI's taxonomy places the organism in Eukaryota, Fungi, Ascomycota, Eurotiomycetes, Eurotiales, Aspergillaceae. The coding region runs from base 155 to 2149 and encodes 664 amino acids.
CGUCGACCAUGCGAUAGUGCUCCGGCUGUCAUCUUCCAUUCCUUUUCCGUCCUUGCGCCUGCGUGUGACCUCGGGCGGCUGGUUGUUUCCUGAUCGUCUUCGGCUGGUACACUCGAAGAAUCUCUCGUUUCUCCCCCGCUCGGAAUCAUUCGAUAUGCUCGUUCCGAAGCCCCCUGUGGAUUUGGAAGGCCACUGCUCUGCUCUAUACGACAACACUCUUUACACCUACUCCGCCAACGGCUUCGCAUCGAUACCUCUCGAGCGCAAUGGAACAUGGACCGAACUGACCAUGGGUGAGGCCGUCUCGGAUGCGGCGUGUGUGAUAGGUGGCACCGAUGGCGAUGAAACCAAGCAAGCUCUCUACAUAGUCGGCGGAACCGCCUCGUCGAAUCAACCGGGCUUGCAGCGAUAUUCGUUUCAAGACAAGAAAUGGACCACUAUUCAACCCCCGCAAUCAGUUAUGGGAAAUCGCACUCACCACAGGGCCGUCUACCUGUCGAAUUCCUCAUCAAUCUUGGUCUACGGCGGUCACCAAACCGACGAAGAUGUCGCAUCGUCCGAUACAUACGUUUUAAGCACGGCCUCGCCAUACUCGGUUGCGGCUCACAAUGCGACAGAAGCGUCACCGGCCGUCGCGCCCGUUCUCCUACCCUGGAAUGGUCGCCAGGCAGCUUUGGUGGGUGGUACGACAACUCCCAAAAAGGUCCACCUAUUCGACCCCACCCUGGGCUGGUAUAGCUCCAACGUGACACUUGCCCAAUCGCUGUCCACUGGUGUGCAGUGUGCAAUCCUGGACGGAUCCGAUGGGAGCAAGGUGCUAGAAUCAUUCGAUAUGGACGUUGCACCCAACACGGUCACGAGCGUGGUGUUGGUGAAUUCAUCCGGAGAGGAUGCGAAUCCCGCUACCGCCUUGAGUUCCCAAUCCUCGUCGCGUAAACGAAAGAGGGAGAUCACCCUCAGCAAUUACCCGACGUACGAUAGUAGCUUGGCGGGAUCCACCACACGGCAAAAUUACUCAUUGGCCCAAGGAGAGGAUGGAUUAGUGGUGAUCUCGAGUGGCAGUGGUACUGACUCUCUGGCCAUAUUCAACCAGACCGCCAACAGCUGGGUCAACGCCACCAAACUGUUUUACGGUGACGAGAGCCAACAGCAGAUUCUCGGAUCGACAACGACGACCGCGUCCUCAUCAACGACAAGUUCAACCACCUCUUCUAGCGCCGCAGCCGGCGGUAACACGUCCGAUAGCGAUGUUGGCACCAUCGUCGGCGCCACCCUGGGAGCUAUCCUGGGCGUCGCGGCCAUUCUGGUGAUCAUUCUUCUCCUCAUAAAACGCAAGAAGCAGAACAUGAAGAGGGCGAGAGGCGACAACGAUAAAGAUCGGCUAAGUUUCCAGGAUCAGGGCGUGGAGCCUUUGGCCCAGUCAGCAUAUCCCAUGGCAAAGAGCCCGGUGCCUCUUGCAGCUUCCUCGGUGGAUUCGCUCGCAAUCUUCUCGGGCGGUUUGGGUGAUGAGAAGACACCGAGGUCAAGUCCGCUGACGACCAUCCACUCCACUGAGGAGUCCUCUUCACCCAGCAUCUACUCAAGCGCUGCCUUGGACAAAGAACUCGAAAUCCAAGACUCCAACUCCGGAAGCCGAGCAGGUGACCGGAGGACCAAUGAAGGGUGGACGGCCGCCAAGCCGCAGCCGAAAGGCUGGGCCAUGAAGACGCUCACGCCACUGGAUUUUGGGUUCUUGGAAGAGCCCAAGCCGCUGGGACAGGUGAUAAGCGGUAGCCCCACAACUGAGCAUGCCUCGUCUAUCAUCUCCUCCGAGGGCCGCCAUGUUGCCAUCCAAGAAAGCCAGUCUGCUCGUAUCUCUAGCGCCUCCUCGAUGAGUGCAGACUUGGAGGGUGACCCACAAUGGAAGCAGCGCAGCUGGGCAGGCCGGCCUCCAAGUAGCACCUACAGCAGAAGCUUCUACAACCCCAGCACCCAUGUUCCCUCAAUAGCAGCGCCGUCCGACAGUGACUACCGACUGUUUGACCCUUCUCGCACCAACACACGGGGGUCUAGCAUCCUCAUACCCGAAGUCACGGAACCCAUGCCAACACACAAGGCCGCCAACGUCAACGAGGACAUGAGCUGGUUGAACCUCAAUGCUGAUCGAUGA